AAUGAUGCAGGUGAAGAUGGGGCCAGUAGAGCUGCCAAGGAACUGACAUUUGAGAGUCCCUUAGAAUCCCAUGCCCGCUCAGUUUGGACGUUUUCAUCAGAUUCUGAGCUAUCUCCUGAAAAUAGUCCUAUAAAAGAGGAUCAGAAAAUUUCAGAACAAAUAAGCGAGGCCAAGGAUGGAAUCCAUAUUGGCAGUAAUGAAGACACUCCAUCCAAGAAGGCUUCUAAAGAUAAAGCUCCUAGAAAGGAGCUAGAAGAGGAUGAUCAUGAGCCAAUAAAAGAAAAGAAAAAGAGCAGUGUAAAAAGAAAAGGAAAUGCUGGCGAUGAGGAAGUAACAGCAGAAGAAGCGGUUGAAAAGCAAGUUGGCUCUCAUGUCUCUUCCGCAAGGAUGCCUUUGGUUCUCUCUGAGAAAGUUCAACGAGCAAAGGCACUUGUUGAAUGUGAAGGGGCUUCUAUAGAUUUGGGUGGUGAUGUGGGUGCUGUAGGACGAAUUAUGGUUUCAAAUACCUCAUCUACAGAUCAUGAAAUGUACUUAGAUUUGAAAGGAACAAUAUAUAGAACAACAAUAGUUCCUUCAAGGACAUUUUGCGUUGUUAGUUUUGGCCAAUCAGAGGCAAAGAUAGAAGCCAUCAUGAACGAUUUCAUUCAGCUGAGACCACAAUCAAAUGUCUUUGAAGCUGAAACUAUGGUUGAGGGAACCUUGGAUGGUUUCUCGUUUGACUCGGAUGAAGAGGCUGAAAAAUUUCCAAAAGGUGUAUCUCAUCAAACUGGUCAAAACGAAGAGGAUGAAGAAAAAGCUAAUGGGAAAACGAGAGGAAAAGCUGAGAAAAAAUCAGGAGUUUCACGGAAAAGAGGUAAAACCACCGGAGGGAAGUCACAGUCGCAAAAGAAAGUAAAAAAGAAAGCUCCAGUUUCCAAGAAAGCCAAGACCAAGAAAUGAGAAUAAUAUGUUACUUUAUUAUUCAUUCAGUUCCAGUUUCCAAGAAAGCCAAGACCAAGACCAUAUAAUUUUGUAACAUGUUAGUCGCCACAACUUAUGUUGUAAUAAUGGCCUUGCUGCCCAAAGUUUUGAAUUCAAAGAUGUAAAGAUCAUUUGUACAAACUCCAAAUCUCAUGAUGCAGUUUACAACUAGUUUCUUCUGCAUCUAGGUUUAGUUUGAUUACUAAAUCGAUACGACUGAUCUCUUCCACGUGAUAUUAUGGCAUUAUGUUACUUGUUUUGCUAAAAUCUACUGGUGCACAUACUUUGUUAGUCUUAACUUUGGACGAUUUAUGG
Messenger RNA from Morus notabilis, 1275 nucleotides. Its product is annotated as DNA-binding protein BIN4. Gene Ontology annotation, biological process: DNA endoreduplication; chromosome organization. The transcript has 10 exons. Gene Ontology annotation, cellular component: DNA topoisomerase type II (double strand cut, ATP-hydrolyzing) complex; nucleus. Gene Ontology annotation, molecular function: double-stranded DNA binding. The annotation marks the transcript as partial. The record is from RefSeq and is a predicted model, not a curated record. NCBI's taxonomy places the organism in Eukaryota, Viridiplantae, Streptophyta, Magnoliopsida, Rosales, Moraceae.